This is a messenger RNA of Zychaea mexicana, 1110 nucleotides long. RefSeq lists its product as uncharacterized. Gene Ontology annotation, molecular function: protein serine/threonine phosphatase inhibitor activity. The transcript has 9 exons. The record is from RefSeq and is a predicted model, not a curated record. Bases 1 to 1110 code for a protein of 369 amino acids. NCBI's taxonomy places the organism in Eukaryota, Fungi, Mucoromycota, Mucoromycetes, Mucorales, Lichtheimiaceae.
AUGGCGACUCACCGUGAAGGACUCAGUGAUAAGCCGCACGACUGGUGCAUGAUUCCUGCUGGCACACUCAUGAAGACACAAAAAGUCAUUACAAUUGACGGAAUGCUUCCAGUAGAAGACGCGUGUGGUAUUUUGAUCAAAAACAACAUAUCGUCAGCACCGGUAUUUGAUAGCACGCAGUCGGCACCCGAGUAUGUGGGCAUGUUUGAUUACGGCGAUGUGAUUGCCUAUCUUUUGCUUGUCUUGUUGGACCAAGUCCCAGGCCAUCUUCAACAACAACAACAACAACAACAACAACAACAACAACAACAACAGGGUUCGGGUGAGGACGCGACUCUGGAGAUUACAGAUAUCAUUCGUCGUGCUAUUUACGGACAGUCUGUUCCCGUAAAACUUGCGAGUGAUCUUUCUCAAAAGAAUCCAUUCUAUUCGAUUCUCCCGGAGUCAACCUUGCUAUCGGCCAUUGAAGAGUUUGCUUGUGGUACACAUCGCGUAUGUGUUAUGGACCCCAAUGGUGGCAUCCAGGGUAUCUUGUCACAAUCAACAGUCGUCGAAUAUCUCUACAACAAUCGAAAACAGUUUCCUACCAUUGAGAAGCUCUUGGGCCAAACGCUACGUCAGCUGGGCUUGGGUGAGACAGACGUAAUAAGUGCAGGCGCAGAUGCGCGUGUCCUCGAUGCACUUUCAUUAAUGAGCCAACACGGAGUCUCCUCUGUGGCCGUGGUGGGCGCCAAUGGAGUUGCCCUGGGUAACAUUAGCAUGACGGACAUCAAGCAUGUGAUGAAGGAUUUCAAACACAAACUGCUGUGGAUAACUUGUUUCCAAUUUGUGAGCAUGGUACGAACCGAGCAAGGCAUCGAGGAUGGGCAGGACCGCUUGCCCGUAUUCGAUGUCCGGCUGGACACACGUCUUGGAUUUGCGAUCGCCAAACUGCUAGCCACUCGAUCCCACCGUGUAUGGGUCACCGACGACAUGGGCAGACCCAUUGGCGUCGUGUCGCUCACAGACAUAUCGCGUGUUAUUGCCGAGAGCGCAGGCGUACAGACCACGGGCUAUCCCCGGCGUGCGAGUGUAGCAGUGCGAGGCGGUCUUAAUACUACUACUACAUGA